Messenger RNA from Cryptococcus amylolentus CBS 6039, 651 nucleotides. RefSeq names its product septum-promoting GTP-binding protein 1. The record is from RefSeq and is a predicted model, not a curated record. The transcript is spliced from 6 exons. The coding region runs from base 1 to 651 and encodes 216 amino acids. NCBI's taxonomy places the organism in Eukaryota, Fungi, Basidiomycota, Tremellomycetes, Tremellales, Cryptococcaceae. Gene Ontology annotation, molecular function: GTPase activity; GTP binding.
AUGGCGGACCAAGGUUACAUGUCAUCCGGCUCUGGUAGCGGACGUGUAUCAGGUGGAGAGGGUGGUGACAGAAACUCUGUUGUUUUGAAGGUUGGAAUGGUGGGGGACUCGCAGAUUGGAAAAACGUCCUUGAUGGUGAAGUAUGUGGAAGGGAGUUUUGACGAGGACUAUAUACAGACACUCGGCGUCAACUUUAUGGAAAAAACGAUCAGCAUACGGAAUACCGAGAUCACCUUUUCAAUAUGGGAUCUUGGAGGUCAGCGAGAAUUUGUGUCCAUGCUUCCCCUGGUGUCCAACGAUGCAGUCGCCAUCCUCUUCAUGUUUGAUCUUACUCGGAAAGCCACCCUCAACAGCGUCAAAGAAUGGUACCGUCAAGCCCGAGGCUUCAACAAGACUGCUAUACCAGUCUUGAUCGGCACAAAGUACGACCAGUUCGCUGGGUUUUCGAGAGAAGAACAGGAGGAGAUCACCAAGCAAGCCAAGAGGUUCUCGAAGGCUAUGCACGCGCCAUUGAUAUUUUGCUCCACAUCACACUCUAUCAACGUUCAAAAGAUCUUCAAAAUUGUACUUGCAAAGGCUUUUGAUUUGAAGUGUGUGAUUCCAGAGAUAGAUGAGGUUGGGGAACCUAUCAUAAUCUAUCAGGACCUUUAG